Messenger RNA from Penicillium daleae, 1563 nucleotides. RefSeq names its product acyl-CoA dehydrogenase family protein. The transcript is spliced from 2 exons. The record is from RefSeq and is a predicted model, not a curated record. Gene Ontology annotation, molecular function: flavin adenine dinucleotide binding; acyl-CoA dehydrogenase activity. NCBI's taxonomy places the organism in Eukaryota, Fungi, Ascomycota, Eurotiomycetes, Eurotiales, Aspergillaceae. Bases 1 to 1563 code for a protein of 520 amino acids.
AUGCGGUCGCAUCGAGUGGAGCAAGCUUGUCUUGGCUGGGCGCGAGCGGGCAUUCCGCAUGCCUGUCUCGAGGUGGUCCGGACCUCGGGCGCGACACGAGGCGCGGGGAUUUCGGCCUUUUUCGCCGAUGACUUUCUAGGGUCAUAUUCAACAAUAAGAACAGUCCAGUUGGGAGUGUUUUCACCACAUCUUGAAUUUAGCGGAGAAUACACUUUGGAAAUUCUCGAGGCGUGUGGGAAAGGAAUAAAUUAUGUCGCUUCCAGUGCGCAGAUUCAUCGUGCGUCUACAUGGUUCAAAUUCCUGCUUACCAAAUGCGAAGAAGCUGACCCGUUUGAAAAGACUCAAUCAUGGAUCAAACGGCCUCAGUUACAACAUAUUCUGGCUGGGAACCAUCCGAGGCUCUCACGGCUGCUUCAUGCCCGUGCAAAAGAGUAUCUGCAAGCAUACGAUCCCGACCUGACUGAUUCUCAACGAACUGUCCGCGAAGCCAUCACCAAAAUAUGCGCCGACUAUCCUGAUGAGUAUUGGCUAAAGCAAGAAGAAAAGAAGGAGUUUCCGUUUAAACUUCAUAGAAAGCUCGCCGAUGAUGGCAUCUCUGAAGCUGCGAUCAUGAUGCAGACUUUGUCGGAGUCGGGAGGAGGAAUGACUGCGGCUUCUUCAGUGCACAUGAAUAUCUUUGGCCUAGAACCAGUUGUCAAGUUUGGUACUGAUGAACAGAAGCGUCGAUGGCUGGAGCCGCUGGUUCAAGGUCGCGAGAGAGCCUGUUUCGGCGUCACGGAGCCUAAUACUGGACUGGAUACAUUGAAGCUGCAGUCAACGGCUCGGAGGGAUGGCGAUCAUUAUAUCCUGUCGGGUCAGAAGAUAUGGAUUUCCACGGCACAGAAUGCGCACAAAAUUUUGAUUUUAGUGCGCACGACUCCUCUUGACCAAGUCAGUAAACCAUCGCAGGGUCUCUCGCUGUUUUACACCGAUCUUGAUCCAUCGGCUGUGGAUAUCACCGAGAUUCCCAAGAUGGGGCGCGCAGCUGUCGACACAAACUCACUAUUUUUCGAUAAUUGGCGCGUUCCAGCGACUGACAUGGUCGGUCAAGAGAACGAGGGAUUCAAAAUGAUCUUACAUGGGAUGAACGCCGAGCGCAUUCUGAUCGCGGCUGAAGCUCUUGGCCUUGGAUAUGCCGCUAUUCGACGAGCAGCCACUUAUGCGGGCGAGAGACACGUGUUUGGACGUGCUAUUGGAAAAAAUCAGGCGAUCCAACAUCCCCUGGCUGACAGCUGGAUGAAACUUGAAGCGGCCAGGUUGAUGAUCUACCAUGCCGCGCGGCUCUAUGAUGUGGGGUAUGCCUCCGGGGAAUAUGCGAACACUGCCAAGUAUCUGGCUGCUGAAGCAGCGUUUCAGGCCUGUGAGCGUGCGGUCAUGGUACAUGGAGGGAUGGGAUAUGCAAAGGAAUAUCACGUGGAAAGAUAUUUGCGUGAAGUGUUGAUUCCUCGAAUUGCGCCCGUGAGUCGGGAGAUGAUAUGUAAUUAUAUUGGGGAGAGAGUUCUGGGACUACCAAAGUCUUACUAA